UAUAUAUUAUAAAGUCUCAAUUUGCUUACUUUAACAAAACAAAAAAAGUCACAUUUGACGCGUCUGCUACAUUCUCUCCUUUCUCCAGUCAUAUAUCAUCCAUCAUUCUCUCUAUAAAUCAUACAAGAAAAAAAGAGAAAGACAAAAUUAAAAUAUUAUCAAUAAAAAAAAUGGCGUUGAAGGAUACGUUUUACAUAUCCCAUGGAUCACCAACGUUGUCAAUAGAUGAAUCGAUUCCGGCGAGGAAGUUUCUAGAAAAGUGGAAAAAAGAUGUGUUUGAGCAGAGACCAACUUCGAUUCUCAUUAUUUCUGGUCAUUGGGACACAGCGGUACCCACCGUUAACGUUAUUCAGACAAUCAACGAUACUAUCUAUGAUUUCUACGGUUUCCCCAGACCAAUGUACCAGCUUAAAUAUCCAGCACCUGGAGCUCCAAAUUUAGCUAAAAGGGUGAAGGAGCUACUCAACAAAUCCGGUUUCAACCGUGUCGCCGAAGACGAAAAACGAGGACUCGAUCACGGUGCUUGGGUUCCACUCAUGUUAAUGUAUCCAGAAGCUGACAUUCCAGUUUGUCAAUUGUCUGUUCAAUCUAACAAAGAUGGAACUUACCAUUAUAACUUGGGAAAAGCAUUGGCUCCUCUUAAAGAUGAAGGUGUUUUGAUCAUAGGUUCUGGAAGUGCUGUUCAUAAUUUGAGAGCUAUUAGCCAUCAUGGAAGUGUUGCUCCUUGGGCCUUAGAGUUUGAUAAUUGGUUGAAAGAUGCUCUUCUUGAAGGAAGAUAUGAAGAUGUAAAUCAUUAUGAACAAAAGGCGCCACAUGCGAGAAAGGCUCAUCCGUCGCCGGAUCACUUUUAUCCACUGCAUGUUGCUAUUGGUGCUGCUGGUGAUGAUUCAAAGGCCAAACUUAUCCAUAGUAGUAUUGAGCAUGGCACUCUCUCUUAUGCUUCUUACCAGUUUACAUCGAAUUCCAACUAAACUUGUACUUAAUACUACAUACAUUUGUGUGUCAUCUACGAAGAUGAGUUGUUUGAAAGUUGAGUAACUUAUGUCUGUAUGUCGUGUUGUGAAGCCUUAAUGUAAAGAUUGAGUUAUUUCUUAUGAAUAAAAGAAAUUUUAUGUACUUUCA
Molecule: messenger RNA, 1122 nt
Organism: Cicer arietinum (chickpea)
Lineage: Eukaryota; Viridiplantae; Streptophyta; Magnoliopsida; Fabales; Fabaceae
Product: extradiol ring-cleavage dioxygenase-like
Molecular function (GO): zinc ion binding; ferrous iron binding; dioxygenase activity
Source: RefSeq, a predicted model, not a curated record